Messenger RNA from Vitis riparia (riverbank grape), 2234 nucleotides. RefSeq names its product rho GTPase-activating protein 5-like. Bases 392 to 1984 code for a protein of 530 amino acids. The record is from RefSeq and is a predicted model, not a curated record. Lineage: Eukaryota; Viridiplantae; Streptophyta; Magnoliopsida; Vitales; Vitaceae. Gene Ontology annotation, molecular function: GTPase activator activity. The transcript is spliced from 5 exons. Gene Ontology annotation, biological process: signal transduction.
AAUAGACAAAUACAUUCCCUUGUGUUCCCUCUCUCUCCAUCUGGUCUCUACUCUUACCUUUUUCUCUCAUUUGCUUCUUGGAACCUCCAAAGCAAAGCCAGCCAGUAAAGAAAAAGAUAAAAAAUGAUAAAGGGGUGAUGAUGCUCACUUCUCACCAUCCAAGACUGUUCCUUCAAUCCAACUCUACUCAUCAUUCUUACCCCCAUUUUUCCUUUCUCUUCUUCCACUAGAUUCUAAUCUACUACACAUCCCAACCAACCCAAGAAUUAAGAAAAAGGAAAAAAAAAUCCAUCAUCCAUGUUUGGUGUUCCUUGAGAGUUGAGACUUGAAGCUAAAAAAAGAAAAAGAAAAUCUUGAAUUUUUUUCAAUAAUAUUCUUAGCAUUUUCAGAUAUGACACAAGUGCUUCAAUCCUCUUAUCACUUCCCUUCAUCUUCAAGCUCGAUACCAUGUGUACCACCCACACCCAAUGAUGGGCUACACCAACAUACCCAUCUCAACGAUACCCUUAUUAACAACCCCAGUCCUUCCUCCGUAGUAGAAGACAGUUCAGCUACAAGAGGAGGAGGGGAAGGAGGAGGAGAAGAAGAAGAAGAAGAAGAAGAAGAACACCGAGAGAGGAAAGAAAGAGACAGAGAGGGAGAUCAACUGUCCCUUUUGGAACUUUUGGUGACUGCUUUUAGGAAGUCUUUGAUUGGUUGCAACAACAGUAGGGAGAGAGAGGAGCUUUCUUCAAUGGAGAUUGGAUGGCCUACUAAUGUCAGGCAUGUUGCUCAUGUUACCUUUGAUCGCUUCAAUGGCUUUCUCGGCCUCCCUGUUGAGUUUGAACCAGAAGUGCCCAGAAGACCUCCUAGUGCCAGUGCAAAUGUUUUUGGAGUUUCCACAGAGUCUAUGCAGCUUUCAUUUGACUCUAGAGGGAACAGCGUGCCUACAAUACUUCUGCUUAUGCAAAGACGCUUGUAUGCACAAGGGGGCCUGCAGGCAGAAGGGAUCUUCAGAAUUAAUGCUGAGAAUGGCCAAGAGGAGUAUGUUAGAGACCAGUUAAACAGGGGAGUAGUCCCAGAUGACAUUGAUGUGCACUGCUUAGCAGGCCUUAUAAAGGCUUGGUUCAGAGAACUUCCAACUGGAUUGUUGGACUCUCUCUCACCAGAGCAGAUAAUACAAUCCCAGACAGAAGAGGAGUGUGCUCAGCUGGUGCGGUUCCUUCCCCCAACUGAAGCUGCUCUGCUAGAUUGGGCAAUAAAUUUAAUGGCUGAUGUUGCUCAAAUGGAACAUUUGAACAAGAUGAAUGCACGCAAUGUUGCUAUGGUGUUUGCACCAAACAUGACUCAAAUGGCAGAUCCCUUGACAGCCUUGAUGUAUGCAGUCCAAGUGAUGAAUUUUCUCAAGACUUUGAUAAUCAGGACGCUUAGGGAAAGGGAGGACUCAAUAGUAGAAGUAGCUUCUACUUCCCACCUUGAGCCUUCUGAUGAGAAUGGACACCAUGGCUCUUCACAGUCACUUGCUGAGGAGGGCUGUGAGAGGAAUGAAGAUGAGAAAGUUUUUCUUGCUGAAGAACCCACUCUAGAAAGCCCCACUCAUCCUACCCUGGAUGGAUCUGCAGCUGAAAGUGGAGCUCACAGUUUUCUAACUUCUAUUGAGAAUAUCAUUCCUGGUGGAAACGGGCCUGUGGUUGAAAGUUGCCCUUGUGACCCUCCCCCCCAAGUUAACACCUCAACAGAUGAAGUUGAAUGGGCUCCUAGCAGUGGACAAAAUGCAGGGGCUCAACCAAACACUGUCAAGAGCAGAACUGGUCAAUCAAGUAAUUCCAAUCUCAAGAAGGGAUACAGAAAGAUUAGUGAACAGUCACCUGCUCGGGCUGCAGGCCCUAUAGCAAGGGCUGCAAGUCCUAUAGCAAGGGCUGCAAGUCCUAUAAUGAAGAGCAGGGGAACCAGCAUUGUUAGCCGGAUUAAUUCAAGGGCAGAGCGGGUAGAAGCCUGGCGAUGAAGCAGUAUGAAUUGUGUUUGCCAGUCUGGUUGGGGGUGGGUGGAUUGACCAGCUGGAAAAACAAGUCGGCAAAUUGUGUUUUUCCUCUGGAAAUAUUUGUGUAUGAUUUCAUGCAUUUUUUUUCUAUGUUUCUGGGUGUUUCAUGACCUCUUACCUUUUUCAUGUUAGGCAUUCCUUCUAUAACCACAGUCUAGCAUUUCUGGGUUUCAAACUACAGUUUUAAUCAAUUGUUCUGAUUCACUUUGACCAA